CGUUCCUUCCCUUUUCGAGGCUUUCGCUAUGAUAUGGCGUAUAUAAUAUUAACAGAUCUGCCUCGCCACAACUUUCGUAUCAAUUUAUCCAGGAGAAGAAGGGUCGCAUGCUUCGCUCUUUCCUUCUGUCCAUAUACGAAUGUCUGCAUACAUCGUCCAGCGUUCACAGCCGCUCUCAGCCUCAGGGUCUGUCUACUUUAUGCUUACCGGAAAGUCUCGACCCUAUGUAUGCAUUUAUGUUCAGUCUCGUUUUAAACCCUGAGCUGGUGGCUGAGCAAACCAGUCCGUUCUCAGUACCUGUUCGUGUGCUCGUCAAACAAUGCAAAACAUCCCAUCUUAUCCUGAAAGAACUCUUCUUCUCCGCAAUCUCGACUCUUUCAAACCUUCCAUGUCUGAUCUUCAGAAUCUACGUACGCCAAGCGAGCGACCUUCCAAAUCUUCUUUUUCUGUGAGUACCUCGGCAGCUGCCCGAUUUUGCCUGUGAGUUGCGUUUUAUGCAGAAUUUUAUGCCGCCAUUUCAUAAACGACUCUUCCAUGAAACGAUUUGUGGAGCCGGAUCAUCA
Mollisia scopiformis is the source of this 563-nucleotide messenger RNA. RefSeq lists its product as uncharacterized. Lineage: Eukaryota; Fungi; Ascomycota; Leotiomycetes; Helotiales; Mollisiaceae. The record is from RefSeq and is a predicted model, not a curated record. The coding region runs from base 108 to 452 and encodes 114 amino acids. The transcript has a single exon.